Fusarium oxysporum Fo47 is the source of this 763-nucleotide messenger RNA. RefSeq lists its product as uncharacterized. The record is from RefSeq and is a predicted model, not a curated record. NCBI's taxonomy places the organism in Eukaryota, Fungi, Ascomycota, Sordariomycetes, Hypocreales, Nectriaceae. The transcript has a single exon. Bases 141 to 629 code for a protein of 162 amino acids.
CCUCAUUCUUUCCACCGUCUCACUUGACUCACUUCACUCAUUAAUCUCCUCAUUUCACUCACUCAAGGGGACGCUUACUGCUGUCUGCCUUACUAUUCAAGUGAAUCACACUCAAACACGUUCCUUUUCACACUUUCAAGAUGGACGCCACAGAAAACGACGUGGAAGUCUCUGAUGACGACCUCAUGGCUCAGAUGGGCUUCUCAUCCUUCGGCGCUGCAUCACCACCUUCCAAGCGCCGUCGCUACAAUCCAAAUGUAGACGCUCUACUGCCGUCCAAGUCAUCGGCAACCGGCGCAAACUCCACGGCUUUGGGAACCGGCUCAAACAAGGAUGAGAUUUCGCUGGACGACGACAACGAAGGAAAUGCCAACCCAGAACAGAAAGUGCCAGCGCAAGCGCGCCCGGCUAGCCUACCCCAGAGACCUGCUCCGGCGCAAGCCACGCCUCAAGGCCAGCACUCAGGCGCACAUGGGGCCAGGGGUAAUAAGUUCACUGGUUACUACGACCGCCUGUCUAACGAGAACCCCUGGGAAAAGAUCGAGAAGGCCCGGGGCUUGACGACAAGAGGAACGUGGAUCACUCGAAAUGCUGGGAACGCUGCGACGACGGGUGAUGCUCCUGCUUGAAGCAUCGACAUCGACGGACAACUGCUAAUGCACAUGGAUUAUACGAACUGAACGUUGUUAAGAUGCAAACCUCAUUAGCAUGGACUACCUCGGGAAGCGCUUGACGCCGUACUACGAUGCCGUGGCUCACAUUC